This is a messenger RNA of Dromaius novaehollandiae (emu), 1780 nucleotides long. Its product is annotated as heat shock factor protein 2-like. The record is from RefSeq and is a predicted model, not a curated record. Bases 42 to 1463 code for a protein of 473 amino acids. Gene Ontology annotation, molecular function: DNA-binding transcription factor activity; sequence-specific DNA binding. NCBI's taxonomy places the organism in Eukaryota, Metazoa, Chordata, Aves, Casuariiformes, Dromaiidae. The transcript is spliced from 12 exons. Gene Ontology annotation, biological process: regulation of DNA-templated transcription.
CUUCGCUGGGGGCGCUCUACCCUCGGUUCGCGCUCGCGUCUAUGGCGCGGGAGGCCGCCAGGGCGCGGUCACGUGCGGCGGAGCGGGCAGCGGGCAGCGGGCGCGGCAUGAAGCCGGGCGGCGGGGCGGUCGUGCCCCAGUUCCUCAGCAAGAUCUGGGCGCUGGUGGAGGAUCCCCAAACCAACGAGUUCAUCUGCUGGAGCGCGGACGGGCAGAGCUUCAACGUGCUGGACGAGGAGAGCUUCGCUAAGAAGAUCCUCCCCAAGCACUUCAAGCACAACAACAUGGCGAGCUUCGUGAGGCAGCUCAACUCCUAUGGCUUUCAUAAAGUUAUGCAAUAUGAAUCAGGCUCAGCUAAGCAAGAACAAUAUGGUUCUGGAAAAUAUCAACAUCCUUUUUUCAGAAAAGGCCAAGAAGAGUUGUUGUCAAGGAUAAAGAGGAAAGUGCCUUUACCUCGUAUAGAAAAUGGUAAGAUUGAUCCAGAGGAGAUCCACAAAAUGUUAGCAAUUAUUCAUCAGGUGCAAGGAAAACAGGAUGUAAUAGAUUCUACGCUUGAAUCAUUAAAACGGGAAAACAAAGCCCUUUGGAAGGAAGUUCUUGAUCUUAAACGGAAGCAAAUCCAGCAUCGACAGCUCUAUGAGGCAAAUGUUGCAUCACAGUGUUAUAACCAAACUAUGGGCCUGCCACAAAAACAGCCCCUUAUGAUAGAUAGCACAAGAGACUACAAUCAACAGUCUGCUCAAGAACUAGUUGACCAGAGCCAGACUGCAGAAAAUCAGUGUGAUAGGACAGGAAGUAGAAACAAGUCUGAAGUUAGCAUCAAUGACCUUGAAGGAGAUCAACUAAGAGUUCAAGCAGACACAUCUCGGAUGUGGACAAGGGUGGCUGAAAACAGCUGCUCAAAAAACUUUUGUAUCAGUGGCACAAGCCUAGACUCCAUCAAGAAAGAAGAAGGCAGAACUGAUGCUGCUUCUGACUUCGUCUGGAUCAGCAAGGCAGACAUUAAGUUGGAACCCUUUGACACUUCAGUGAGUGUUGUAUCCAGGCUUGGAUCCUCUUUGGCAGAAUGCUCAGGAAAAAUACAUCCAUCUGAUACAGACUGGGUACUCGAACAUCACAAUAGAAGUUGUGAAAUUCAAGAACAUUUAGAAUCUGCACAAGCAACAGACAACAGUGGAUUAGAUACAGAAGCAGAAGAUUACAAUUCUACCUGUUCAGAUUCAGGGCAUAUUGAGAAGAGAAGGAAAAUGAAUCACUUUGGAAUCCAAAAAACUGAGCAGCACUUGUAUCAGAUGCACAAUGACAGCAUAAAACUAACUGAAGGAGUAUUGGCUUUGGAAGAAAAGUCUCUUCGGAAGCUCUCUGAAAUUUCAUCUAUCUUGUCUACUCUAGCCAGUUACAUCAUGAACACAGAGAAAUCUCAAAGGCUGUCCCAACUUCAAGGAGAAUUAACUGAAAGCUAGGCCUCUUAGGGCCACUUUUAAUUUAAGGAGAUCCUAAUAUGUGCAGAGUUCGGACUCCUAGGAAGGAACAGUCUUUCAGAUAUUUAAAUGGCAUAAUACCUUUCUUUCUUUCUUUAAGGUAGCAGAUAUGCUUCAAACUUGACUGAAGUGCUGUGCACAGCAUUUGAUACUAUAAGCAUUCCAGGAUGGUUUACCUGUGGUCUUCCAUGCUUGUUCCAGAGGCAGUAUACAUGCAAGCUCUGUGACUCAUUUGUCUUUUGCCUUCAUAGUGAUUGAUAUAGACAAAUCAAUAAAGAUAAUUGGAUUUGAAAUGCAAA